Messenger RNA from Prorocentrum cordatum, 2894 nucleotides. The record is from the annotation of a GenBank genome assembly. NCBI's taxonomy places the organism in Eukaryota, Dinophyceae, Prorocentrales, Prorocentraceae.
UCACCGGGGCGUUUUUGGCAAUGUCGUAGGUUUCUGCACAGGGUUACCGUUGGGAGGAAUGGCGUUCAUAUGACAGCCUCCUCAUGGUCAAAUGCGUUUCCAGUUUGUCAGACGGCGCAUUGCAUUCCCAAUUCACGAACGACAUGCAAGGAUCGAUGUCGAAUAUGAAAGGUAUAUUGGUUGAUUCUGAAAGCAUCGGUCGUUUCUUCACCGACAAUCCUGGUGAUCGAGCAACAGUCAUAGUCCGGGGCAAGCCUAUUGACAAUUUGGUUUCUGGACGGAAAAUUUGUCUCAUCGAAAACGGCACUGGCUGUAGGAGUCGCGGGUGCCACCACGUCAUCACAGUCUGGGGCUCUGCCAUUUUCGAGGACGUCAUUUCAUAUUCAACCAUGACUGAUUUCAUUCGAGAUAUUUGGAGGCACGAGGUGAACGACGGUGCUAUUAUCGAACUCAUGCGGGCCAGAUGGGGUGGUGGGGCAUCGGUGAAGUUUGAUCCGCAAGCUGGGAUUAUUGUCAAGGAUGCGGAGCGUUUGCCAGAGCCCAUCUACAUCGAACGCAAGCGUGCUAUGCAAACACACAAUUGCACACUUAUCAACUUCGCUUUGAGAGAUGGAGUCCAACCAGCACCGCCAGUGGUAAGCAUGCUGGGUGUGAUGAAGAAGCCCACAUCAGUUACUGCAGCUGCAGCUUCAGCCGACAAGCCCGAUGAACCAACCGAAGCCAGCGGCAGUUCAGCACCGGAAACACAUCGUGGGCCCAAUCAUUGGCCGCGCACGGUACCCUACACAGGAACCAGUAGUCCACGCUCAGGCUAUAUUGUUGAGAUUGUCGAAAGAGGUAGUUUCACUUUCCUUGCUCAAAAAAUCUUGUUGCGGGCAGCAGCGAGAAAGAAAAGCGCCAUCCCCGAGCCCGGCCGCGCCGACUCGCUGGCGCAACCAUCUUCAUCUUUAGUACCAGCAUCAGGAGUACCAGCGAUGGAUCAAGUUCAUCAGGCUGCAGCACCUGAUGGACUUGAUGGUGAAGGAGCUGGCGGACAAGAACGAACGCCAUCGACUCAGCCAGGAGACCCAGAAGACGGUGACGGAGCAAAAGGACCCGAGAUCGAGGCGACGGAGCCGAGGGACUCGAAGGAGGUGACGGAGCCAGACGGAGCCGCGGAUAUUGAGACGAGGACAUCUUCGGACUCUGACGCUCCGCUGAAGGACCCGAAGGAGGUGAAGGAGCCAGACGGAGCCGUGGAGAUCAAGACGAAGACCUCCUCGGACUCUGACGCUCCGCUGGUUCCACGAAGACGCCCUGCAGCAGCCUCGCAACCUCGGCCAGAACCAUCUGGUGAGCCAGCGGCCGCUUCGGUGGACUCGGAUUUGGAUAUUGUGUCAAUCAACUUGGCAGGGGCAACGCGUCGCCGCAGGCGCCAGCCGCGUCCUGGUCGUUAUAAGGUCACCAAUUUUUGCGAGGCGUUCAAUUGGCAUUUCCGCGUUGUCGAUGAGGUCGGCCCACGUGGUAAUUCUUUAAAGGAUAUUGCAAUAUAUUUUGAAAGCAACGAGGUCAGCACUGCCUUUUCUGGUAUCGACGCGCCAGAGGUUUCCCUCGGCAUGCUGGCGGACUCGCUUUCAGAUGCCCUGGCCCACCAAGGCGUUCGUUGGACACCUAAGGACAAUCUGUCGCACGCGAUUGAGAACGAUAGUGCCUGUCAGACAGAGCUGAAGAAUUUCCUCGGCAAGAGCGGCGGCUGCCUGUUUGGCGUCAUCUGCAAUUUUUUUCGUUCAGAGGUCAACGGCGCCAUUUCAAUUCUCAAAGCGGAAGGCAGAGUGCACAUGGCAGUUGAUGCGCUGCGUAAUGUUGUUAGUUCUGGGAAAGCCACCCAACCAUGGGCCAAAUGUUCGGUUCACGGCGAGAUGUGCCAAUUGCGAAAGGCCAAGCGACACGUCGCCGGCACCACGUGCCAACCAUGGUCGAAGCAGGGCGUGGGCCUCAUAUUGCUAGACGAUUCUAUAUUUUCUCUUUUGGCCUGGCCAGCGCUAUCAUAUCGACACCUUCGAGAUGGACUCAAUGGACUAUUGUUGGCCGAACGCACGAUCAAGAAAAUACACCAUCUUUGGUCGCAAAGCUGCAGCGCUGAACCAACUUUGCCCGCUGGGCGAUUUCUGCCGCAAGUUUCACCGUGAAUGCUGCAUUGCCUUCAAAGACGCCUACUCCCUCCACAAAUGAGCCGACCUCAGCCCAGAUAUCCCCAAUCCGCUCCAUCAUGGCCGUGAUGAACUGGAGCAAGAGUUGCAAUGGGCCAUGGCGCGACCAAAAAGCUUCGCUCAAUCAUUGGAGGUCACCCCCAAGAUAAGUGACCCGAAUCCUUUCUUUGAGUGCCUCACAGCAUGCGAGCGCUAGUUUUUGGACACCUACAGCAUUCAAUACCCAGGCAGAGCAUGGCAACUCAACCAGGACCCUUUUGCACGCCCAGAGAAGUCCCAAGGGGGUUUCAUGCACACUCUCAUCAAAAACAUGCACCUCAUCUUCUGCGACACCAUUCCGGAUUGUUGUCCUCGUUGGCUCGGUGGCAGCGAGGCGCUACUACUGCAAGGCCCCCCAGUUCAUCCGUCUUUUCCUGGGCCACCCUUGGGCGAAAGAACUUAUACGAGUUUGAAUACAUAUGGUAUCACUCGUAAUCCACGCAGAGUGAAUGGGAUGUCUGGAAACGCCAUGAACGUUGAGGUUGUUGGUUUAGUGUUGUGGCAUUCUUACGAGAAUUACAUAUCCCGAGCGGAACACAAUCCCAUGCUCAGCAUGCUUGGGAUGAUGAGUCAGAGGCAGCACAAGCAGUCAAUUGCCGAAUCCACGCCAGUUUCUCAGGGCGAGAAGAAGCGCCGGAGGGCUAUCUAGGGGGGUCCAGCGAGGGG